Messenger RNA from Hordeum vulgare subsp. vulgare (domesticated barley), 670 nucleotides. RefSeq names its product CASP-like protein 1U2. Lineage: Eukaryota; Viridiplantae; Streptophyta; Magnoliopsida; Poales; Poaceae. The transcript has a single exon. Bases 50 to 565 code for a protein of 171 amino acids. The record is from RefSeq and is a predicted model, not a curated record.
CGUCGUGUAGGCAGCAAGCAACAUUCCAUCCAUCGCUCGCUGAUCGAUCAUGUCUGGAUGGUGCGAGACGGACGAGCCCAACGGCUCCAAGGCGGUGAGCCUGCUGCUGCGCCUCUCCGCGCUCAUCCUGGCACUGGCUUCGGCGAUCAUGAUGGCCACGGCCGACGACUGCACCGUCGCCGGCGCGACGCCCACGGCCGUCACCUACCGGGACUACGGCGCCUUCGUCUACCUGGUGUGGGCCAACGUCGCCGCGGCCAUGCUGGAGGCCGCCGCAAUCUACCUGCAGCUCAGCGGGGCCGGCAAGGGCGACGGCGACGACGGGGGCAGCAAGCUCCCCGGGAUCAUCCUGGUCGUCGUCGACGUGCUGGCGCAGGCGCUGCUCUACUCGUCCACGGGUGCCUCGUACGGCGCGAUGGUCGGCGUCGACGCAUGCGUCGCAUUCGGCGCGCAGGUGGGGCGGGCGAGGCUGCUGUCGCUCGGCGCCAGCGUCUCCCUCGGCCUCGCAGCCGUCGUCAAGGACGUCUCGCUGCCGUUCAAUGUCUGGCCGGGCUCGUCGGACUGAGAUGCCAAAGUCGACGGCCAUCGGAGAGCACCGUGUGACGUGUUAGCGUUGAAUAUAUUUAGCAUGUACUCCUAUAUGAGAAAUACAGUUUGGUUUCUGGUUGUA